GGCAUUGAAAAAAUAAAACCUUGACCCUCUGUGUUCCUCAUACUCUUUAAGGCUCUUGUGUUCUCCUUUCUCAUAUCUUAAACCCAGUUAUGGCAACCAUAGCCUCUUCAAACUCUGGUGAAGAAGACACCAAUGGAGGAGGAGGAAGAAGAAGAAGAACAAUAACUCUUAAACCCCAUGCAGCUGUUUCUCUGCCGACGCCGCGGAAGAAAAAGCUUCCGGCAGCCGCGUCGGUUCCCAUCGCCAGUCUUCGAUCCGUCGUGUCGGCUUUCAGGAAGAGCCGUUCGGUGCUCGGGUCACGAGUGAUCGGCACUCUUUUCGGUUACAGGCGUGGUGGACACGUUCAUUUCGCCUUGCAGAAAGAACCCAAUUCCCCGCCGGCUUUCCUCGUCGAACUCGCCACGCCGAUAAGCGGUUUGGUCCGGGAAAUGGCGUCCGGGCUGGUCAGGAUCGCUCUGGAGUGCGAUAAACGCAAAGAAGAAGACCGUAACAACAAGGGUCCGAGUUCGACCGUCAGAUUGCUCGAAGAGACCGCUUUCAGAACUUACUGCAACGGAAAGAAAUGUGGGUUCGCGACGAGGAGGGACUACGGAGAAAUUGAACGGAACACCCUGAAAGCACUGGAACCAAUCUCCAUGGGAGCCGGAGUUUUACCGGCGACCGGAAUCGAAGAUGGUGAAGUUAUGUACAUGAGAGCCACGUUCGAGAGAAUCGUCGGGUCGAGAGACUCCGAAGCUUUCUAUAUGAUGAAUCCCGAUAGCAACGGUGCUCCUGAACUUAGCGUUUAUCUGCUUAGAGUUUGAAAGUCUGCCAUGGAAGCUUGGGUUUUAGUUUUACUGGUGGUUUGGGUCAGUUUAGGUGGAAGGUGUGAACAUACAUUAUAACAUGAUAGUAGCUAGGUGGGGGUCUUAAAGGUGUGUAUAUGUACAACUUGUUUUACUUCACUCUUUGAAAUGUAAUCCGUUUAUUAUAUUUGUGUUA
Hibiscus syriacus is the source of this 981-nucleotide messenger RNA. RefSeq names its product protein MIZU-KUSSEI 1-like. Lineage: Eukaryota; Viridiplantae; Streptophyta; Magnoliopsida; Malvales; Malvaceae. The record is from RefSeq and is a predicted model, not a curated record. Gene Ontology annotation, biological process: hydrotropism. The coding region runs from base 90 to 803 and encodes 237 amino acids. The transcript has a single exon.